Molecule: messenger RNA, 2513 nt
Organism: Melitaea cinxia (Glanville fritillary)
Lineage: Eukaryota; Metazoa; Arthropoda; Insecta; Lepidoptera; Nymphalidae
Product: prolyl endopeptidase
Exons: 15
Coding region: 82-2295 (737 amino acids)
Biological process (GO): proteolysis
Cellular component (GO): cytosol
Molecular function (GO): oligopeptidase activity; serine-type endopeptidase activity
Source: RefSeq, a predicted model, not a curated record
AUAUUCGUUGUAGUUUAUAAGGAGAGUGUGGUCACCGAAGUGUUCAGUCUUCGCCCAGUGAUUGUGGGUGCAGGAUCCACUAUGCGUGCUCAUUAUGUUGUAGUGAUAAUCUGCGUGUUGUUGCAGUGUGGCGCAACCAAAUACACCUCUGCUUGGAACAUGGUCUUCCAGUAUCCAGAGGCGAGGAGGGAUGAAACAGUAGUCGACGAUUACCAUGGAACUAAGAUAGCAGAUCCGUAUCGGUGGCUCGAAGACCCAGAUUCGGAAGAAACAAAAGCGUUCAUAGAAGCAGAAAACAAUAUUACUCGACCGUUCCUCGAUUCGUGUCCAGUGAAGGAAGGCAUCCACAACCGACUCACUGAGCUGUGGAACUACCCGAAGUACUCGAGUCCCUUCAAACGAGGCGACCGAUACUUCUUCUUUAAAAACACGGGGCUACAGAAUCAAAAUGUCCUGUACAUGCAAAAAAGCUUGGACGCGGAACCGGAAAUAUUCCUGGACCCCAACACUCUCUCAGAAGACGGUACUGUUGCGUUAUCCGGAUACCGCUUCACGGAAGACGGCUUGACAUUCGCGUACGGCCUUUCUGCCAGCGGCUCCGACUGGAUCACUAUACACCUGAAGGAUGUUGUCACUGGUAAAGAUUAUCCAGAAGUGUUGAAGAAUGUCAAGUUUGCCUCAAUGGCAUGGACGAAGGACGGCAAAGGAUUGUUUUACUCUCGAUACCCAGAGCAAACAGGGAAGACGGACGGCUCCGAGACUGAAGUAAACCGUGACCAGAAGCUCUGCUACCACCAACUGAACACGCCGCAGUCUGAGGACGUCAUCGUUGUCGAAUUCCCCGAGGAACCCCUCUGGAGGAUCGGCGCCGAGGUGUCGGACUGCGGGCGCUACCUGCUGGUGAGCCCGGUGCGCGACUGCCGCGACAACCUGCUGUUCUUCGCCGACCUGCGGCGCGCGCGCCCCGCCGCCGGCGCGCUGCCGCUCACGCAGAUCGUGCGCCACUUCGAGGCCGACUACGAGUACAUUACAAACAACUUGUCAGAAAACAGUUCUGUGUGUAUAUUCCGCACGAACAAAAAUGCGCCCAAUUAUAAGUUGAUCAAGAUUGACUUGAACAAUCCGGCCGAGGAGAACUGGGAGACUGUUAUACCGGAGCAUCCUACGGAUGUACUCGACUGGGCAACUCCAGUAGACAAUGACAAACUAGUUGUUCACUACGUCAGAGAUGUUAAGAGUGUCCUCCAACUGCACUCGGACUCUGGAGAGUUGUUGCAAGUAUUCGACCUCGACGUCGGAUCCAUCGUGGGCUUCUCGGGCAAGAAACAGCAGUCGGAGAUGUUCUACCACUUCAUGUCUUUCCUGACACCCGGCAUCAUAUAUCACGUGGACUUCAAGGGUCCCAAACCUUACAAACCUACUGUAUUUAGAGAAGUUGAGGUGAAAGGUUUUGAUGCUUCACAAUACGAGGCUAAGCAAAUAUUUUACUCCAGCAAAGAUGGCACCAAAGUUCCUAUGUUUAUUGUUUCCAAAAAGGGCCUGCCGCGCGACGGCUCCAGCCCGGCGCUGCUGUACGGCUACGGCGGCUUCAACAUCAACCUGCAGCCCAGCUUCAGCGUCACGCGGCUCGUCUUCAUGCAGCACUUCAACGGCGUCGUCGCCAUACCCAACAUCCGCGGUGGCGGUGAGUACGGAGAGCGGUGGCACAACGCUGGUCGUCUGCUCAACAAGCAGAACGUGUUCGACGACUUCCAAGCGGCGGCUGAAUAUCUAAUAGCGGAGCGCUACACCAGCGCCUCGCUGCUCACAGCGCAGGGAGGUUCAAACGGCGGCCUGCUCGUCGCCGCCUGCAUCAACCAGCGGCCCGAGCUCUUCGGCGCCGCCAUCGUGCAGGUUGGAGUUCUAGACAUGCUGCGGUUCCAAAAGUUCACGAUAGGACACGCGUGGGUAUCGGACUACGGCAGCUCCGACAACAAGACGCAAUUUGAAAAUUUGCUCAAAUACUCGCCGUUACACAACAUACAGCCGCCGGAUAAUGCAGGGCGCGCCGAGUACCCGGCCACGCUGGUGCUGACGGCGGACCACGACGACCGCGUGGUGCCGCUGCACUCGCUCAAGUUCGUGGCGGCGCUGCAGCACGCCGUGCGCGCCGCGCCGCAGCGCCGCCCGCUACUGGCGCGCGUCGACGGCAAGGCGGGCCACGGCGGCGGCAAGCCCACCGCCAAGCUGAUCGAUGAACACACAGAUAUCCUGUGCUUCAUGACACAGGCGCUCGGACUUAAGUUUGAGAAGUGAUUGACUGCCAUAUAUUUAUAUAUAUAUGCGAACAAUUUAAUAGUAUUAAUUGCAAUGAUCGAGAUGAUUGGAUUUUAAAUAAAAUAGUAUUAUGUAAAUAAUUAUAUACGAAGACAACCACAAUCAGUUGAUUACCUCAAGUCUUUACCAUGUGUACUGGUGAUAUUGUUAUGUAUUGCUACUAUUUUUUAUGGAUUAAACAUUGUUUUUAUUUUUCA